AUGCUGUCUCCGAGGCUGUCUGCACCCUCUGCCUCUUUACUGCGCUUCCUACGAUCACAGUCUGGGUUCCCAGCAGCACCAUCAGCAUGCGCUUCUCCGAAGCGUCUUGCCAGCCGCGAUAAAGGCUUCUCGACAGGGCCCUCCCCGAAACUCUCGAACUGGACGCGUACCGAUGCUCAACAUGGCUCUGCGACACUUAGUACAACUAGAGCAACAUUCUCGUCGCCAUUAGUGCCGACGCAGCUGAAACUCUCGCGUCAUGCGUCAACCAAAAGCCGACCCUUUCUCCGACGGCUUUUUGAUCUCAAGCGGAAUAAAGCUACCGACUACAAGAAUCAAGGUCCGGCUAGCCCUGGGCUUAUGGAUGAAGGUACGGAGGGAAUGUUUAAUAUUGGCCGCAGCCUAUCAGCCAAGGCGUCAAAUGAGCUUCGGAUUCGAUGCACGGAGUUUGAUAUCAAUGGAGACGUCACCCUCGUGAACGGAGAGUUCCGGAAGCAGGAGCUGAUUGCCAAGUAUGGCCUUCUUCCUCGAGAUCUACGCAAGAUUGAUUCGUCGACUCUCCCUCAUAUCCUGGUGCGACCUAGGGCAAUUCUUAUCAAUCUGUUGCAUCUGCGAGUCCUCAUUAAAGCGGACCGGGUCCUCGUGUUCGAUGCUUAUGGAUCAACAGACUCAUACAUGCAAUCGCUGUUCAUCUACGAUCUAGAAGGAAAGCUCCGCCAGAGACAAUCCCAGGGUGCCGCUCAGCCUAGUCAAUCGCUGCCGUACGAGUUUCGCGCGCUGGAAGCCGUUCUCAUUAGCGUCACGAGUGGUCUGGAGGAGGAGUUUAAUGGAGUGAGAGAUCCCGUUGUGCGCGUUCUUCGUGCACUCGAGGAGGACAUCGACCGAGAUAAGCUCCGACACCUCUUGAUCUACUCCAAGAAGCUGGGUACAUUCGAGCAGAAAGCUCGCUUGGUACGGGAUGCUAUUGAUGACCUGCUGGAAGCCGAUGACGAUCUGGCAGCAAUGUACUUGUCUGAGAGAUCGAACGGCAAAGAGCGAGAAGAGGAUGACCACCAAGAAGUGGAAAUGCUUCUGGAGUCAUACCACAAAGUGUGCGACGAGAUUGUUCAGGCCAGUGGCAAUUUGGUGACGAACAUCCGCAAUACGGAAGAAGUAGUCAAGGCUAUUCUCGACGCCAACCGCAACUCGCUUAUGCUCAUGGAUCUCAAAUUCAGCAUUGGAACACUCGGCCUCGCAACAGGAACAUUAUUCUCCGCUCUCUACGGCAUGAACUUGAAGAAUUUCAUUGAAGAAUCAGACUUCGGUUUUGGAGGUGUCUCCACGAUCUGCUUUGCUCUCACUGGUCUCGUCUGCGUCUACGGUCUCUCGAAACUGCGCAAGCUUCAACGAGUCCGCAUGUGGGGUGAAUCCGGCGUGGGAGGCUCCACCUUCGCUCCUCUCUCCCCAAAGCGCAGCGCACUUGGCGGAAAUCGCAAUAACUGGCGCGCCGAUUCUAUCGAACCAGUCUGGGGCAGUCUCCCAGGGGAAGGCCGAUCUGAGCGCCUAAGACGUCUCAGAGAGAAUGCGGCUGCGGCUGCGGCUCAAGCUGCAUCGAGAAACUUAAAAUCGACACCUACCACCCAGGCUGCUAUGCAGGCAUCAGCUACGGCUUCUAACAACGCUCGUGCGGAAAGCGGCAACGGUGAUGGAAAAGAGACCGUUUGCCCCGAAGGUCAUAUCAAGCCUGAGGCGUGA
Molecule: messenger RNA, 1734 nt
Organism: Penicillium concentricum
Lineage: Eukaryota; Fungi; Ascomycota; Eurotiomycetes; Eurotiales; Aspergillaceae
Product: CorA family magnesium transporter
Exons: 3
Coding region: 1-1734 (577 amino acids)
Biological process (GO): mitochondrial magnesium ion transmembrane transport
Cellular component (GO): mitochondrial inner membrane
Molecular function (GO): magnesium ion transmembrane transporter activity
Source: RefSeq, a predicted model, not a curated record